AUGGAUACUUGCAAUGCAAUUACCACUCCAGCUGACCCCUGCUCCCGUAUUUCGGCACAAAUGUUACCAUCAACCGAAGAGGAGAAGCUAGAUAUGUCAAAUUUGCCAUACCGAGAAGCCGUCGGUUGCCUGCUGUAUUUGUCCAUCACUUGCAGACCUGACAUUUCUUUCGUCGUCAGUCAAGUGGCCAAGUUUUGCCAAAACCCUGGACGUGCUCACUGGAUUGCGGUAAAACGUGUCUUAUCCCAUCUAGCUAGAACAGACCAAUUCGGUGUCUACUUCGGCCCCUCAACUGCUGAACCACGUCUAGUUGGCUACACGGACGCCGAUUAUGAUGGAGAUUUAGACUCACGGUGCUCCACCUCAGGCUUUGCCUUCUUCGUUAGAGGAAUCCUUGUAUCUUGGUCCAGUAGGAGACAAAAUUGCGUGUCGCAAUCUACCACAGAAAUCAAAUCGAUCCACAACCCGGAAUUUCACCAACGCACGAAGCACAUAGACGUCAGAUACCACUUUAUCCGUCAGCUACAAGAAGACGGAAUCAUUGAUGCAACUUACGUCCCCUCAAAGGAGCAAAAGGCAGAUAUUUUCACAAAACCACUGCCAAAGUCGGAUUUCAAACGAAUGCGCAAGGAGCUAGGUGUGGACGGACCUCUUGCCAAAAAUAGGACGGACUAA
Molecule: messenger RNA, 675 nt
Organism: Daphnia pulicaria
Lineage: Eukaryota; Metazoa; Arthropoda; Branchiopoda; Diplostraca; Daphniidae
Product: secreted RxLR effector protein 161-like
Exons: 1
Coding region: 1-675 (224 amino acids)
Source: RefSeq, a predicted model, not a curated record